Colletotrichum spaethianum is the source of this 3315-nucleotide messenger RNA. RefSeq names its product protein EFR3. Gene Ontology annotation, cellular component: plasma membrane. NCBI's taxonomy places the organism in Eukaryota, Fungi, Ascomycota, Sordariomycetes, Glomerellales, Glomerellaceae. Gene Ontology annotation, biological process: protein localization to plasma membrane. Bases 1 to 3315 code for a protein of 1104 amino acids. The record is from RefSeq and is a predicted model, not a curated record. The transcript has 3 exons.
AUGAACGCGAUCCAGCAAAAAUGCCGCCCGAAGCACCAAGUGCUGGUGCUCAAGUGCUAUCCGCGAACAAACAAGGGCGCCGUAGAUGUGAAGCCCAACUCGAGCGAGUUGAGCUACCUGCUGUUCUACGCCACUUCCCGCCGCUCCAAGAUCCAAAAGAUUGGUUCCUUCCUAGAAAAGAAAACGGCCAGCGAUGUCUGGCGUCUGCGCAUCGGAAAUGUCCAAGUCACCCUCCGGAUUCUCACGGCACUGAUCGAGAAAGCACCAAAGGACUUGCCGCUUGUGGCCCCAAAUGUGCUCAAAAUUCUCGAUCUUAUCCUCGGGUCAAAGGACAUAACCAUGGUCGAGUCCUCCAUCCCUACCUUUGAGGCCUUCUGCGAAAACCACGACGCCUCUUCUUCCUUUGCCGACCAGGCCUAUCUCGCCCAGUACGAAUCGAUUGUUCGCACCUACGCUUCGCUUGCGUCAACCCGGGAAAACCCUGGGAAGGGUGCGUCUAGCAAGCCUGUGCUGAUGCGAUGGAGGAAUGCCGGCCUCGAGGCCAUCAGGAGCGUCUCGUCUUCAGAAGCCUUGUCUACCGUCACAGGUCGUCAGUUUGACGUGAUCGUUCCCGUGAUUUUGGAUAACCUUUGGUGGGACGACGACGAGUUGCUCGACACGCUGCUGUCGCGCAUACAGAUGGAGGAAAAGGUCCAGACCGAGAGGCUCCGCCGUAGGACGAGUGCCGGAACUGUCGAGACUGGCGGCACUGGCGGCGAAGCCAACCCUAUUGCCCUGACAGGCACCGCAUUUGAUGUGGACAAGCUGGCAGAAGAGGACAUCGGGGUUCUCGCCAUGCAGUGCUUGAAGCAGAUCUUCGUCGUACCCAACCGACCACAGAUUCACUCCGCCACCGGCUGCCUUUUUCAGUUCAUCGAAAGUCGUAUCGCAAACGGCAACACUGUCCUCAAGACGGACGAGAAGUCUGGCAAGGACCACGGAUGGGCAAUCAGCAUUUACAGCGCCAUUGCACGAUGGGCGCCCGUUCAAGACCGCUACGUCAUCCUGGUAACCGCCAUGGACCAUCUGUUGAAAUCGCCUGUCAAGGACGACAAUCUGAAGCUGCAUCUUACAUUGACGGCCAUGAUUAGAUCCCUUCUGCGCUCCGAUAUCAACUUGAUUGGACUGAGCGCCAUGGACGUUCUGUUGGGGCUUGUUCAGCAUAUGAAGAAGCUCAUCCAACUACCCGGCGGCUUUGGUCGAGUGGAAGGGGAGGCCGAAGAAACCCCCUCUAAUCUGCAGGGCUCCGGGGACGUGUUCGCACAACGAAGAGAACUUCUUGAACGAAUCCAGACUUGCAUUGGAGACCUUGCAACGCACGUCUACUACGCAGACCAGAUCUCGGAUAUGAUCUCGACGAUCCUUCUCCGUCUCAAGCCCUCGAAAUCCUCGAGCACCAGCUCCUCGCCUCAGCUGGAGAAUGCCGAGCAACCAUCCUCGGAUGACUUGAACUCUAGCCAGCCUCAAUUGGAAACCAUUCUUUCCCGUAACGUAGGCAAGACGGCUGCUUUGAAGGCCAUCAAGAACAUCCUCCUUGUUGCGAACCCGCGGGCGCAGAUGUCUGGCAAUCUGAACCUUUCAAGAAACAGAGUACCGAUUCAGGUCUGGGAAAACACGCAUUGGCUUCUGCGGGAUCCGGAUGGGGAGGUGAGGAAAGCCUACGUUGAUGCGCUGUUGACCUGGCUGGACCGCGAAACGACGCCGGCGGACUCGAAAGCACGAGACGAAAGCGCACAACAUUACCGAGCUUCGCUCAAGAACAGUCGCGAGCUUCAGCCGUCCAAUGUUGCUCAACGUGCCGCCUCAAACGCCUCAACCCGCGAGAAGCCGUCGCGGCGGCGUACGCACUUCCUGCAGCUCCUUCACAUCGCAAUUUACGACAACGCACUGCAAUACGUUGACUACGAUCCCGACAUUGUGCUCCUCCACGUGCUGCUCACUAAGCUGGUAUUCCAGUUAGGUGUCAAUGCAGUCCAGUACGGGUUGCCCAUGGUGUUCCGUCUUCAGGAGGACAUCCCAGACGCGGAUCUUCCAGUGCAAAAGGUCCGUCUUGGCAGUCUCUGCCACGGAUACUUCUGGGCAGUGACUGAGAAGUUCGACAUUGAGAACUCGGCCGUCGGGCGUGCAAUCACCAACGAAGCGCAGCAAGCAUUUCUGGACCGAGGGCGUGUCCAUCCCCCCCCUGGACUGGAUUUCGUUGGCACCCCUGGGGUUCCCAAGCUGCAGACGAAGUUGCCGUCCACCGAGGUCGAAAGUGAAGCACUGCUGCCAUUUGAUGAUCGGGCAUCGCUUGUUGAGAGCAUCGCUGUGAGUUAUGCAGACACGAGCAUCUCUCCGCCAAACAGUCCUCCUCAAUCUCCAGGCCGUAACUUCUCGCACCCUAUUCUCAACUCCUCGGUCACCACAGCACCUGCAGCACCCGGGACAGAGUUACCCACCGCUUUCCGUGAACACAUGCUUACAGACUGGUCAAGGGAUGCGGCUAUGUUGGCGCUACAGGCGGGAAGCAAGUCGGAGUCUUUGGCUGGUUCGAAAAGUGGCACUAUGGGAACCGGCCGACACCACCUGACAGUCAACGGCGCUAACGGCCACGGGCAACCCGGCGAGUCGUCACCGCUUGGCAGCCAACGCAAUCUCCGUCCGAACUCGGCCCAAGUGCCUGGAGGCUUGUCUCCCAUGAGGCAGCUGCGCAAGUCCAGCGUUCGGAGUGGUGUAUCGCCCUCACCGUCGGACUCUAGCCGGGGUGUAGUUCCGUCUGUCGACCAGCUGAAGAUGGUCUUGACAGGCCAAGUGCCGGCAACACCCAUUGGCACCUCAGCUGGGCUGCACCACGACAGUGAUAGCGACAGCAUGGUCAGCUACGACUUUACGCCAUCCGAGCUUAGCUUCAAUCCGGCGGCAUCACAGACAGAAAACGGCGAUGGGGCUCCUCUUGGGCGGCAACGGUCUUCAUCUCAGUCACGCAAGGGUGGACCGUUGAACUCGAACCCUCUGUAUGAGCACAACGAGGACGAGGAGGUGCCGCCUGUGCCACCACUACCCAAUCAUAUUGGCGGGCUGGCAUCUUCGAUUUCAAUCCAGGAUUAUGCGGUCAAGCCAGCGAAAAGAAACCUGAGUAGUCGCGGCGGUGAUAGUUUGUAUCACGGGUCAGCAAAAGGGGAUGGGAGCUUUCCAAUGGUCUCGGGCGGGGGAAUGGAUCUACACGAACUUCUCAACGGAAUCGACAGCAAGGCGGGCGAGCUCAGUUUAGGGAAUGUCACGAAGCCGCCCUACUAA